CCCUCUUAAGUAGUCACCUCCUCUCUUGCAUGACUCUAUAGCAAAUCCAAAAGAGAGGAAUUUCUUCUUGUUUACAAAGUUUCCUCAAUUGGGUUCUCUUCUUUUUCUUCUCUUCACUUUUCUCUAUCUCCUCAACCUUCAAAACCAGAAUAGUGAUGAGCAACAGCUUUGUGUAGAGAGGGAUAGAGAUUGCUUUAAUAUAUAUUUGAAUAUUCUUGAAUCUGCGAAAGGGCAAAGCUUUUCUUUUUUUUUUUGGGAGGAUAAUGGAACUGACAGAGCUCUCCUUGGCUCCUUCACAGUUGAAUAGUUCAUUUUCAGAAUCUGAAAAUAACUUUUCCAGUUCCAGCAGUAGCAGCAGGAAAAGGAAGUUCUUCUCAGAUCAUCACCUGCUCAAAAGAACUUUGCCUCCGUUUCAGACAAGUACUGUUGACCUUCAUGUUAAGGAGCCUCUCCCUAUGGAUUGGGAGCAAUGCCUUGAUCUUGAGUCAGGAAAAAUGUAUUAUCUGAACAGGAAGACAUUGAGGAAAAGUUGGAACUGGCCUAAGGUGGAUCAAAAGCUAGACCUUGAACUCAACAUGUCACCACUCUCUGAUUCUCCUAAUCAUCAUCAACCAUGCAGAAACUCUAAUCACAUUAAUAAUUCUUCACUUGAAGAAUACUCAAAGAAGCUCCAUGCCUCGUCAAGCUUCAGCAACAAUAAUACGGUAGCAUUAGCUUGCUUGAAUUGCCAUCUUCUUGUCAUACUCUCAAAAUCCUCUCCCUCUUGCCCUAACUGCAAGUAUGUCCAUUCCCUUCCUACCCAUCAAGCCUCGCAGCCCAAAAUCUCUCCUACCAAGUCCCUCAACACCUUGAGCCUCUUGAACUAGACACUCAUGAAACAGAAAAUGGAGAGAUACAGUAGUGGGAUCAAUGGCAAAUAUGAUGAAUAUAUAUAUAUAUAUAUAUAU
Manihot esculenta (cassava) is the source of this 947-nucleotide messenger RNA. RefSeq lists its product as uncharacterized. The coding region runs from base 264 to 866 and encodes 200 amino acids. The record is from RefSeq and is a predicted model, not a curated record. The transcript has 2 exons. Gene Ontology annotation, molecular function: protein binding. NCBI's taxonomy places the organism in Eukaryota, Viridiplantae, Streptophyta, Magnoliopsida, Malpighiales, Euphorbiaceae.